GACCCCGUCCGCGCCUCGCCAUGUCGGGUUCUCCGGUGAAGCGCCAGAGGAUGGAGUCCGCACUGGACCAGCUGAAGCAGUUCACCACCGUGGUGGCCGACACGGGCGACUUCCACGCCAUUGAUGAGUACAAGCCCCAGGAUGCCACUACCAACCCAUCCCUGAUCUUGGCCGCAGCGCAGAUGCCUGCCUACCAAGAGCUGGUGGAGGAGGCCAUCACCUAUGGCAAGAAGUUGGGCGGGCCACAAGAAGACCAGAUUAAAAAUGCUGUUGAUAAACUUUUCGUGUUGUUUGGAGCAGAAAUAUUGAAGAAGAUUCCAGGUCGUGUGUCCACAGAAGUAGAUGCCAGGCUCUCCUUUGAUAAGGAUGCAAUGGUGGCCCGAGCCAGGCGCCUCAUUGAGCUUUACAAGGAAGCUGGAGUCAGCAAGGAGAGAAUUCUUAUCAAGCUGUCAUCAACCUGGGAGGGAAUUCAGGCUGGAAGGGAGCUGGAGGAGCAGCACGGCAUCCACUGCAACAUGACGCUGCUCUUCUCCUUCGCCCAGGCGGUGGCCUGUGCCGAGGCGGGCGUGACGCUUGUGUCUCCUUUUGUGGGGCGCAUCCUGGAUUGGCACAUGGCCAACACAGACAGGAAGUCCUUCGAGCCCCUGGAGGACCCUGGGGUGAAGAGCGUCACCAAAAUCUACAACUACUACAAGAAGUUUGGCUACAAGACCAUUGUCAUGGGUGCCUCCUUCCGCAACACGGGCGAGAUCAAAGCACUGGCAGGCUGCGACUUCCUCACCAUCUCACCCAAGCUCCUAGGGGAGCUGCUUAAAGACAACACCAAGGUGGCACCUGUGCUCUCAGCCAAGGGAGCCCAGGCCAGUGACUUGGAGAAGAUACACCUGGAUGAAAAGGCCUUUCGAUGGCUGCACAAUGAGGACCAGAUGGCCGUGGAGAAGCUCUCUGAUGGGAUCCGAAAGUUUGCUGCUGAUGCUGUGAAGUUGGAGCGGAUGCUGACGGAACGAAUGUUCAGGUGCAGAAAACGGCAAGUAGUAGCAUCUGAGGCUGGACCCAGACCUGGGGCCGACUGCACAUGGCUUGUGAUGAAUCGUGCGUUUUUUCAGCAAUCGGAACAGGGACAGAUCAUAGGUUUCUGAUUUUUUUGUAAAAUUUGCCUAAUGCAUUAAAGCAAUUGCUUUUCAAAA
Molecule: messenger RNA, 1187 nt
Organism: Sciurus carolinensis (gray squirrel)
Lineage: Eukaryota; Metazoa; Chordata; Mammalia; Rodentia; Sciuridae
Product: transaldolase
Exons: 1
Coding region: 21-1139 (372 amino acids)
Biological process (GO): carbohydrate metabolic process; pentose-phosphate shunt; pentose-phosphate shunt, non-oxidative branch
Cellular component (GO): intracellular anatomical structure; cytoplasm
Molecular function (GO): transaldolase activity
Source: RefSeq, a predicted model, not a curated record